Messenger RNA from Saprolegnia diclina VS20, 1381 nucleotides. Its product is annotated as WD repeat-containing protein 69. Lineage: Eukaryota; Oomycota; Saprolegniomycetes; Saprolegniales; Saprolegniaceae. The coding region runs from base 76 to 1329 and encodes 417 amino acids. The transcript is spliced from 9 exons. Gene Ontology annotation, molecular function: protein binding. The record is from RefSeq and is a predicted model, not a curated record.
AUCGAGUUUGGAUUAAAUUGCACUGGCUACGGCCGCGAUCUUUGUCGGCCAUUGCCAGAUCUUGCGAGUGACCUCAUGAAGCUCAAGCGGUUCCUCCUGCGCUACUACCCGCCGGGGAUCAUCCUCGAGUACGAGCUGCGCGAUGCGACCCGCGAGAUGAAGGAGAUCGACCUCUUGCAUCUGACGGCCGAGUCCGACAUUGAGGUGCUCGUCAACCAGAUCGUAUUUGAAGAGCCGCUCAUCUCCGAGUCGCGCAAGCCGCAGCUCCGACGACUCAUCUACAAGCUCAUUGAGAAGCUCGAAGUGAACGACAAUAGCGACUUUUACCUCUUCAAGAUCCUCCGUGCACACAUCUUGCCGCUGACCAACUGCGCCUUCAACAAGUCGGGCGACAAGUUCAUCACGGGCAGCUACGACCGCACGUGUAAAGUCUGGGACACCCAGAGCGGCGACGAGCUCUUGACGCUUGAGGGGCACAAGAACGUUGUGUACGCCAUCGCGUUCAACAACCCAUAUGGCGACAAGAUCAUCACAGGGUCCUUUGACAAGACGUGCAAGCUCUGGAAUGCCGACACGGGACAGCUCUACCACACGUACCGUGGCCACUCGACCGAGAUUGUCUGCCUAUCCUUCAACCCGCAAGGCACGGUCAUCGCGACCGGGUCGAUGGACAAUACAGCCAAGCUCUGGGACGUCGAGAGCGGCCAGGAGUUGCACACACUUUUGGGACACACGGCUGAAAUCGUGAGUCUCAACUUUGACGCCCAAGGCGAAAAGAUCAUCACCGGGUCGUUCGACCACACGGUCAAGGUCUGGGACGUGCGUAGCGGACGCUGCAUCCACACGCUCGCGGGCCACCACGGCGAGAUCUCGAGCACGCAGUUCAGCUACACGGGCGAGCUCUGCAUUAGCGGGUCCAUCGACCGCACCUGCAAAAUCUGGGACGUUGCCAGCGGUCAGAACGUGCAGACGCUGCGCGGCCAUAACGACGAAAUCCUCGACGUGUCCUUCAACUCGACCGGCUCCAAGCUCGUGACAGCGUCGGCCGAUGGCACAUCGCGCAUCUACAACACGAUGACGGGCGCGUGCCAAGCCAUCUUGAUUGGCCACGAAGCAGAGAUCUCGAAGGUUACGUUCAACCCGCAAGGCUCCAAGGUUUUGACGGCGAGCUCGGACAAAGUCGCGCGCCUCUGGGAAGUCGAGACGGGCGACUGCCUCCAAAUGCUCGAAGGCCACACCGAUGAGAUCUUUAGUUGCGCCUUCAACUAUGAAGGCGACACGAUCAUCACGGGUUCCAAGGACAACACGUGCCGCAUCUGGAAGUGCUAAGGCGACGAGGAUAUGAUGAUAAUGACUACGCGAAGACGCCUUGCCUCUCUUU